This is a messenger RNA of Trichosporon asahii var. asahii CBS 2479, 2523 nucleotides long. Its product is annotated as vacuolar (H+)-ATPase subunit. Gene Ontology annotation, cellular component: fungal-type vacuole membrane; vacuolar proton-transporting V-type ATPase complex; vacuolar proton-transporting V-type ATPase, V0 domain. The record is from RefSeq and is a predicted model, not a curated record. NCBI's taxonomy places the organism in Eukaryota, Fungi, Basidiomycota, Tremellomycetes, Trichosporonales, Trichosporonaceae. Gene Ontology annotation, biological process: proton transmembrane transport; vacuolar acidification. Bases 1 to 2523 code for a protein of 840 amino acids. The transcript is spliced from 3 exons. Gene Ontology annotation, molecular function: proton-transporting ATPase activity, rotational mechanism; ATPase binding.
AUGUCACUGAUCCAGCUGUACAUCCCCACCGAAGUGGCUCACGACACCAUUUAUGAGCUCGCAGAGAUGGGCAACUUCCAGCCCAAGGACCUCAAUCCCGAUCUCUCGGCCUUCCAGCGUCCCUUCAACCACCGUCUGACGCGCCUCGCCGAGAUGGCCCGCCGAACUCGCCUGUUCAACAAGCAGAUCAAGGCCCUCGAGCCCCCCAUCGGCAUCCCUCCUCUGACGGCCAUCCCUCCGUUCCAGUGCGUCGGACCCCGUGCUCAGAACGCCUUUGACGAGCUCGACGAGACUCUCAAGGAGCACGAGCGCCGUCUCGCCGAGAUGAACAAGUCCUGGGAGGAGCUUGGCAAGCGCAAGGGCGAUCUCGAGGAGAAGAAGUGGGUCCUUCGUGAGACGGCCGGCUUCUUCAACGAGGCUGAGAACCGUCACACCGAGAUCCGCUCGUCCUUCGACGAGGGUGACGGAACCACUCCCCUUCUCGAGGCUGCCGCCGAGUAUGGCACUCUUCCCGGCGAGGGUAUCGGCGCCGGCGGCUUCGAUCUCGAGUUUGUCGCCGGUACCAUCGAGCGCACCCGCAUGCCUACCUUUGAGCGUAUCCUCUGGCGUGUGCUCCGUGGUAACCUCUACAUGAACUACUCGGAGAUCGAGGAGCCCUUCGUCGACCCGGUCACUGGAAAGAAGACGUACAAGGACGUCUUCAUCAUCUUUGCCCACGGUGACGAGCUCCUUGCCAAGAUUCGCAAGGUCGCCGAGUCCAUGGGCGGUACCCUCUACACCAUCGACUCGUCGCCCGACAAGCGUGCCGACGCUCUCCGCGAGACCCAGGCUCGUCUCGAGGAUGUCGACGCCGUCCUCUACAACGUCGGCCAGACCCGCCGUGUCGAGCUCAGCAAGAUCGCCGAGAACCUCGAGUCGUGGCGCGAUGCGAUCCGCCGCGAGGAGGAUAUCUACAAGACGCUGAACCUGCUGUCCUACGACCCCGGACGCAAGACUCUUGUUGCCGAGGGGUGGACCCCGACCCGUGACAUCACCACGAUCCAGCUCGGUCUCCGACGCGCUACCGAGACCGCCGGAACGUCUGUGCCGCCUAUUCUCUCGGAGCUCAAGACGCACCAGAUGCCUCCCACCUUCCUCCGUACCAACAAGUUCACUGCUGGUUUCCAGGCGCUCAUUGACGCCUACGGUAUCGCUACGUACCAGGAGGUCAACCCCGGUCUGUUCACUGUCAUCACCUUCCCCUUCCUCUUCGCGGUCAUGUUCGGUGACAUUGGCCACGGUAUUCUUUCCGUUCUCGCUGCCGGAGCCAUGAUUCUCUUCGAGACUCGCCUCGCCACUGCUGGGCUCGGCGAAAUGUUCGAGAUGUUCUUCUACGGUCGUUACAUGAUCCUGCUGAUGGGCACCUUUGCCAUCUUCACCGGAUUCAUGUACAACGACAUCUUCUCCAAGUCCUUCUGGAUCUGGCAGUCUGGCUGGCAGUGGCCCGAGAAGAUCGAGGGCCCCGUCACUGCCAUCUCCACUGGCCGCGUCUACCCCUUCGGUAUCGACCCGCUCUGGAGCGGCGCCGAGAACGCCCUCAUCUUCAUCAACUCGUACAAGAUGAAGAUGUCCAUCAUCAUGGGUGUCAUCCACAUGUCCUUCGCCACCUGCCUCAACGUCCCCAACUUUAUCUUCUUCAACAAGAGACAGAACAUUGUCGCCGAGUUUGUCCCGCAGAUCCUCUUCAUGUGGUGCAUCUUCGGCUACCUCAUCAUCUGUAUCAUCUACAAGUGGUCCAUUGACUGGUCGACGGCCGACACCACUCCCCCCGGUCUUCUGAACAUGCUCAUCUACAUGUUCCUCGCGCCCGGCACCGUGCCCGACGGCUCGUGGCUGUACCCCGGCCAGGGCUUUGUCCAGACCAUCCUGCUCCUUGUGGCUGUCAUCUGUGUCCCCUGGAUGCUCUGCAUGAAGCCCUACCUCAUGUACAAGGAGCACAAGAAGGUCCAGGGCCAGGGAUACGUUGGUCUCCGCACCGAUGGCGAGGAGGAGGAAGCGCCUCGCAACUCGACGACGUCCGGUGUCGACCACGGAGAGGAGGAGGAGACUUUCGGCCAGGCCAUGGACACAGGAGGCGACGACGAGGAGAACCCCCACGACAUGGGCGAUGUCAUUAUCCACCAGGUCAUCCACACCAUCGAGUACUGCCUGGGCUGUAUCUCCAACACCGCCUCUUACCUGCGUCUCUGGGCGCUGUCUCUUGCGCACGCGCAGCUCUCUGAGGUGCUGUACGAUAUGACGCUCCAGAAGAUUGGAUUCGAGUGGGAGGGCUCCGCUAUUACCGGUGCCGUUGUUAUCGUGUUCAUGUUCGCCGUCUGGUUCACCCUCACCAUCUUCAUUCUUUGUCUUAUGGAGGGUCUCUCUGCCUUCCUGCACGCCAUGCGUCUCCACUGGGUCGAGGCGUGCAGCAAGCACUACAUGGCUGGAGGAUACCCCUUCACGCCCCUCAGCUUCACUGAGAACCCUGCUGACGACACCGUUUAA